Messenger RNA from Drosophila bipectinata, 840 nucleotides. RefSeq lists its product as uncharacterized. NCBI's taxonomy places the organism in Eukaryota, Metazoa, Arthropoda, Insecta, Diptera, Drosophilidae. The record is from RefSeq and is a predicted model, not a curated record.
CAUUUGCUUAGCUAAAUUUGGAAAAUUUUCUCAAAAUGACGACUGAUUUAAUGAAUCGUAUUUUGAGAUUAAAAAAAAUACUAUCCAUCGACAACGAAGAACAGACAUCUAGUGAUGUCUCCAAACAAUUCAACGAAACACCAAUAUUUUCAAAAAAUAAGCGGUGCUUGGGGGAGACCCUUUUAUUGAUCAAACGCCUGUCCGAAAAAUACGGGGGAUCCCAGGACAAUGAUGAUUCGGAAAUGAAUAAGAAUUCCGAUGUGUUAAAAAAUUGUUCAGAGAUAAUGAUUGAACUUUUUAUUAUUGAACCGAUGGAGGAAGACGGUGAAAUUAAUCAACAUAUACAAAAAACCUAUCAGUUUGCUUUUAGUUCGGUUCUUGAUGAGCUAGAGAAAAUGGCCAUAAAUCCGCAGGAGAACCCUAACCCAUCAGAGUUCACUGAUGAGGUGGCCAUUCUUAGGGAAACAUUGAAAAACGAAAUAGAAAAUAGGAAACUGGAGGACUGGACUCACCAGCUAAUGCUUUUGGAGCAGGCUACCCAAAAAGCCAUGUUGGCCCAAAAAGAACGUGAAUUAGAAUUAGUCAACGAGGAAAUCAGGAAACUAUGGAAAGACUAUGAAGCGCUGGACAAAAGCUAUAUGGCUCUCCAAAAAGAUAUCCUAAACAAAGCAGCUUCUAUUCCUGAGGAAACCCAGGAGCAGAAAGACGAAGAGAUGCUGGCCAUGGAUGCCGAUACCAAACGUGAAUUGGAAUCAGACAACGAGGAUAAGGGGACCAGAAAGCCCCGGAGCCUGUUCUCAUUUGUGAAGCGUAUUUUUAAAAAUUUACUUUAAAGUAUUG